AUGCUUCAAUAUAACCGGCCAACGUUGAGUGAAAAUGAGAAUUUUCGGGUAUUGCAGUGCUCAGUAUUUCGUGUACUACGCUUAUUGUUUUGUUUGGAACGUAAUCGUCACUUUUUUCGUCGUUUAUUCCCGUCAGAAUUCUAUGAAAAGUUCAUCGAUAUUGGUCAUUAUGUGCAUGAAUUACAAGCUUAUACAACACUUGUGGACAGCUAUCGUCACAUUAUUGAGACGACACCCAAAGACACCGUUCAAUCGUGUUGGGAUACAAGUGAUCAACAACGUGAUCCAAUCGCAGUGAUCGGUCAGUAUGAAGUUAUCGAACAGUUGGGCUCAGGUGCAUUCGGAUGUGUCUAUCGAGUGCACAAGAAAAUCAUCAAUUCAGCGCAUAAAACCUCAGCACCAACAUAUGCACUCAAAGAGAUUUUCAUGUUGCAAGAAGACGAAAGUAACGUGGACAAGAGUUACGGUGAUAUUAUAAGUGAAGUACGAAUAAUCAAACAACAGUUGCGACAUCCAAAUAUCGUUCGAUAUCGUCGUGUCUUUGUCGAGAACCACAAGUUGUAUAUUGUUAUGGACCUGGUGGAAGGGGCAUCGUUGAGAGAUCACAUUAAUUCAGUUAAAGAAAAGAACGAAACGUUCACUGAGGUCAGAAUAUGGAACAUCGUUAUACAGGUUAUCUUCGAGUUCCUCUUAAGUGCCUAA
This is a messenger RNA of Anisakis simplex (herring worm), 702 nucleotides long. The record is from the annotation of a GenBank genome assembly. Lineage: Eukaryota; Metazoa; Nematoda; Chromadorea; Rhabditida; Anisakidae.